Molecule: messenger RNA, 3602 nt
Organism: Lynx canadensis (Canada lynx)
Lineage: Eukaryota; Metazoa; Chordata; Mammalia; Carnivora; Felidae
Gene: OFD1
Product: OFD1 centriole and centriolar satellite protein
Exons: 18
Coding region: 896-3562 (888 amino acids)
Biological process (GO): epithelial cilium movement involved in determination of left/right asymmetry
Cellular component (GO): centrosome; ciliary basal body
Molecular function (GO): protein binding
Source: RefSeq, a predicted model, not a curated record
UUUUUUUAAGUAAUCUCUUCCCCUAACAUGGGGCUCGAACUUAAAACCCUGACAGUGGGAGUGGCACUCUCCCACCAUCUGAGCCAGCCAGGUGCUCCAAUACCCUAGCUUUUAAAAAACAAAAAAAAAAUAAAAUGAUUGAUCUAAUUUGACCAAUGUACAUCACUUCUCCAAAUUUCAGUCCUCUUAAUUGCUCUUAGAUACUCGCACACAAAAAACCCACUGUAGAUAGUAGUUGAUACAGCCCCACAAAUGAUCUGAAAGGUACUUUUUGUAAACGUACCCACUGUUGGGAACAUUGCCCCGCACCCAGACAGUGUUAAGGCUCUAGGUAUCUUUAUAUCCUAGAUCUCCUCCUCGAUAAAGUACAUGUCUAUAAAGUACAACUUAAAAAUUAUUAAUUCUUAAAGAAUGAAAUAACUGGUUAGUAGUAAGUGUUACAUAAAUAUUUCUUAUUAAGUGUUGAUAUGGGCCUGGUAAACUGCUUUAAUUUUGGCCUUGAUAAGAACCAUCCUAGAGGCCAUUCUAUAACUGCCACGGGUACAGACUGUGGGCUGGACUUGCCUACGGACUUCGUAGCAUGAACUUCAGCUGGUAACUUGCCUGUAAUACAUAUUCUUUAGGUCUUUUGAAUAACCCGUAACGUUAUGUAACGGCCCUUUCGUGUUGGUGUGCCCCUGGGUUUUGUCUGUCGCCGGCAUUGCUAUCAUCCCCAGUCGGUGUUCUUUUCAAACUUCGCAUUCGGCAAACACUUGAGUAUUUACCUUCUGCCAACUAUUAGUCUGUGACUGAAUUGCCUAGUCUCUUGGGAGUGAUGUCAGCAGAGGAUGAGUGAAUCAGAUCACAAGACCUCCUAGAGUGCCUGCGAAGUAGGGCAUCCAUACUGAAGUUGAGUAUGGGUUUUCUCAUGGAGUUUUUAAAAGAAGUGGCAGAGUAUCAUCAGUCCAGAGCGAGCUGUGAUGUGGGAACUCAGACAAGUUCCACAUUGCCUGGCCAAGACUCACUUGUGGAGAAGCUUCAGCUUAUUGAUGAUCAGUUUGCAGGUGCUUACCCUCAGCGUCCAAAGUUAGAAUCCUUAGAAGUAAAGUUGAAUGAAUAUAAAAGAGAAAUAGAACAGCAGCUUCGGGCAGAAAUGUGUCAAAAGUUAAAGUAUUUUAAAGAUACUGAAGUAGCAAAAGUUAAGAUGGAAGAGAAAAGAAAGUCUGAGAGGGAAUUGGCUGAGUUCCGGAACGAAUUGGAGAGAGCUUGUCGAGCAAAAUCUGACGCCCUUAUUUCUCGGGAGAAGUUGGCUUUUGAGAGAAUUCAGAAGCACCAAGAGAUUGAAACCAAGGAGAUUUAUGCUCAGAGACAACUUCUCCUCAAAGAUAUAGACAUGCUAAGAGGCAGAGAAGCAGAGCUGAAACAAAGAAUGGAAGCUUUUGAAUUGGCUCAGCGGCUACAAGAAGAAAAAAAUAAAAGAGCAACCGACGCACUUAGGAAACGGGAGCUGAAUGUCCAGAAUAUUGAGGAGACCUAUGACCAGAAGCUCAAGAAUGAGCUGCUCAAGUAUCAACUUGAACUCCAGGACAACUAUAUCUCUAGAACUCACAGGCUGAUCGAAGAUGAAAGGAAGAAUAAAGAAAAAGCUAUACAUUUGCAAGAGGAGCUCACAGCUAUUAAUGCGAAAAAGGAAGAAUUUGGUCAUUCUGUAAAACGUGUCAAAGAGCUCGAGCUUGAGUUAGAGUCGGUCAGAACCCAGUCUUUGGCGAUAAGCAAGCAAAACCACCUGCUGAGAGAAAAGGUGAAAGAAAUGAGUGACUAUUCGCUACUGAAACAAGGGAAACAGGAGCUUCAGGCGCAAAAUAAAUUACUUAAACAACAGCUGGAAGAGACCAGAAGUGAGAACUUGCGUCUUCUAAACCACCUGGCUCAGCCUUCUCCAGAGCUGGUGGCUUUUCAGAAAGAACUAAAGAAAGCAGAGAACGCUAUCAUGUGUGAGCAUAAGGAGUUCGAGAUCCACAGGCAGAACCUGCAGAAGCAGCUGCAAAGUGAAAUCGAACGUUCUGCACAGCUGAAGGCCCAGAUCCUCGAUUACGAAGAUUCCAUAAAGAGGUUAACGAGACAGGUGGCCGAUUUGAAAUUGCAACUGACACAAACCCAGACGGCCCUAGAGAACGAGAUGUACUGCAACCCAAAGAAUUCUCUGCUCGAUCGGCCCAUCAGUGGAUUAAUGGGUGGCAACGUGGUGGUACCUCACAAUGGUGACCUGAACGAGGAUUUCUUGAAAGAUGCUUUCGGACUGGAAAGGCUGAUGGCAGGCAUGCUUCUGUCAAGGAUCGCAAGUGACCCAAGUGCGAGCACCGGGAGUAGUUCCCCCGAUUCUGACCUGGAGUUUGUAGCCAAGACCAAGGCAAGGGUGAAAGAGCUAGAGCAAGAGGCCGAACGUUUGGAGAAAGCUUUCCGAACUUACCAUCCAAGAGUUCAUCCAUGCCCCACGGGAAGGUCUUCAGCCAAGAGCCCGCCACCCCUGCAUGCGACAGGAACGCUCAAAAAGACCACUUCCGGUUUCCCUGGAAGACGUACUUCCGCAGAGGACGCAGCUGUCCCUGAGCAGCCUCUGGCAGGCACACCCGAGGAGGACAGGAGCAGCGCUUCCGCUUCUGAGGCGCGGCCGUGCAAGGGCACGCCCUCCAGACGCCUCUCCUCCACUCCCCUGCCCAAGGCCAAAAGGAGCCUCCUUGCUAAAGUGUAUCUGGAAGGUGGGGACAGAUCCGGUGCUGCUGGCUGCAGUCCUGGUCCUGAGACAACGCCCCAGCCAUCACCCUCUGAGUCCGGGCACAGCCCUUCCCUCCACCUGCUGCCCAGCCCUCCGGAGCAGGCCAGUCUUCAUCAAAGACAGACAGAACUUGAAGAACAAGGAGAACUUUCAGAUCCAGACAAGCUACCUUUUAAGGACAAUGAGGAAUUUGGAUCAUCUUUUGAAUAUGCAGGGAGCACGCCGAGGCAGUUUGAGGUGGACGGCCUCCAUCCUGCUGGCGACGUGCCUCACGUGGGUGCUGCCGCCGCCGCGGUGUCUGCCGGACCUCUCGCUUGUUGCCACCCCGGUCUAGAUCAGAAACCAAUGGGAGAACAGAAGGAAGAAGAAAAAAUAUGGGAACAGCACAUGACAGAACAAAAGCAAAGAGAAGAAAUAAGGAAGAGUGAACUGCAAGAAGCUUUAGAAAGGGAACGAAGAGAACUAGAGAAGCUGGAUCAAGAGCGGAGGAUGAUUGAAGAAUCAUUGAAGAUUGAAAUGGAAAAAGAAAUGGAAAUGACUGUUGAAGAAACGAAAGACCAGCCUGUCUGUGGUGAAAAUCCUUUAGAGAAGUACAUGAGAAUUCUUCAGCAAAAUCAAGACCAGGGGUCUGCAGAUAAGAGUUCAAAGGUGGUCAGAGAAGGCUCCCAAGUGGAAACAGUGCCAUCUAGCAACAAAGACGAAAGGUAUGGUUCCCCCAACGUGACGUUGCCUGCACAAACCAUCGUGUGGUGGGUUGUGUCAGCCAAGGGAAGUGUUGAGAUGUUUGAGUCUGCCUGUGAGAAAUGAGUGAAACAGUCAAAAUUUAGGGACUUCAAAAAAAAAAAAA